Sporothrix brasiliensis 5110 is the source of this 1455-nucleotide messenger RNA. RefSeq names its product glutamine synthetase. NCBI's taxonomy places the organism in Eukaryota, Fungi, Ascomycota, Sordariomycetes, Ophiostomatales, Ophiostomataceae. Gene Ontology annotation, molecular function: glutamine synthetase activity. The record is from RefSeq and is a predicted model, not a curated record. Bases 1 to 1455 code for a protein of 484 amino acids. The transcript has 2 exons.
AUGGCUGCGGAACACGUCACGGCUGAGCGGCUGCCGGCCAUUCUCGAGCACGACACCAAAGUCAAGGUUGCUGGCGUGGAUGUGGACGGCAUUCUACGCGGCAAGAUUGUGUCCAAGGCUAAGUUUCUGUCGAUUGCAACAAGCGGCUUUGGCUUCUGCUCCGUUAUCUUCGGUUGGGACAUGCACGAUCAGACGUACUUCCAGGAGCUCCAAGUCAGCAACAAAGAAAACGGCUAUCGCGACCUGUUGGCCGUCCCCGACCUCAAAACGUUUCGGCGGAUACCGUGGGAGGACAAUGUGCCGUUUGUGCUUUUGCGCUUCUUCGACCCGGACAGCAAGGAGCCCAUAUGUGCGUGUCCGCGCGGCCUGCUUCAGACUCAAGUCGACAAGAUCAGCAGCCAAGGCUACGGGGCCAUGGCCGGCGCUGAGUACGAAUUCUUUCACUUCUUGACGCCGACAGAUGGAAACUCGGCGCCCAACAAUGCAAUUGCCCGCCAACCCUCGACUGCAGCCUACCUGGCCAACAACCCGCCACAUACCCUACCACCACUGACUGAAGGCAUGUUUGGCUACAGUCUAACGCGCCCCGCUGCGAACAAGGACUACUACUACGAAGUUUUUGAGACGUGCGAAAAGUUUGCCUGCAACAUCGAGGGCUGGCACACCGAGAGUGGCCCGGGGGUUUAUGAAGCGGCGCUCCAGUUUGGCGACAUCCAAGAGAUGGCCGACCGCGCCAGUUUAUUCAAGCUUGUGGUCAAGUCCGUCGCCAUACCCUACGGUAUUACCCCCUGUUUCAUGGCCAAGCCCAAGCAGGGCCUGCCAGGCAACAGUGGCCACAUCCACAUCUCGCUUGUCGACUCCAAGACCGGCAAGAAUCUGCUAGCACGCGACGCCCCCGAUGACGAUGCCGCGUGGCCCGAUAUUGCCAAUCUUUCGGAAUUGGGUCGCCAAUUCCUUGCCGGGAUUCUCGAGGGGCUGCCGGACGUCAUGCCGCUCCUUGCGCCCACCAUCAACAGUUACAAGCGACUCGUCGAGAACUUCUGGGCACCCGUUACCGUUUCCUGGGGAUACGAACACCGCCAAGCGUCGAUUCGACUGAUUGGUCCGCCAGGCUCCAAGGCGGGCGCCACGCGCUUUGAGGUGCGUGUUGCUGGCGCCGACGCCAACCCGCAUUUUGUGCUCGCCGCCAUUUUGGCGCUGGGCUGGCGCGGCGUCGAGAGGAAGCUGAAGAUCCCGUGUCCCCCUCUGGGCAAGGGCGAGGGCGUGGGCAGUGAGGCCGAUGGUGGUAUUCGCUUAGCACGCAGCCUGCGAGAGGCCAACGACCGCUUUAUGCACAAGGAGAGCAUUGCGCGCGAGGUGCUGGGAGACGAGUUUGUCGACCACUACGGCGGGACUCGUAACCACGAGAUACGCCAGUGGGACGAGGCUGUGACCGACUGGUAUGUUUGCCCUUAG